UAUAACAAACGAAAUUGGGUUACCCGCGCGCGCUAAGAUGUUGUUGUUGGUUAGCCGUUGCGCACUAGUCCCAUUCUCUCUGGGGACUUUCUUCAAACACCUUCCGCGCCCAAAACCCAGUCCCAUCUUUCCUUACACAAUCACACCCAAAACCCUAACCACCACCACAAUCCACUCCUCCUCUCACUUCGAAGCCUUGGAUUCCCGCCAAAAACACCAAAUCCAUCUCUACGUCGACACCCUUCUCGAAUGGAACCAGAGAAUGAACUUGACCGCGGUCAGAGAAGCGGGUGAGGUAAUGGAGAGGCACAUUGAAGACUCGCUCGCGAUCAUACCGCCCAUAACAGACUCUUAUCUCUCUCAUUGUGGAAAUGUCAGCGUUGUGGAUGUGGGAAGCGGCGCGGGCCUGCCCGGGUUGGUUUUGGCCAUUGCGUGCCCGGAAUGGAAAGUGACCCUGAUGGAGUCAAUGAACAAAAGAUGUGUUUUUUUGGAGCAUGCUGUUAGUCAUGUUGGUUUAUCAAAUGUGGAGAUUGUUAGAGGAAGAGCAGAGAACUUGGGUCAGGAUGUUUGCUUCAGGGAGAAAUAUGAUGUAGCAGUGGCCAGAGCGGUUGCGGAAAUGAGAAUUUUGGCGGAAUACUGUCUUCCUCUGGUUCGUGUUGGUGGCUUGUUUGUAGCUGCAAAGGGCCAUGAUCCUCAGAUGGAAAUUAGGAAUGCAGAAAAAGCAAUUCAAAUUUUGGGUGCUUCCAUAUCACAACUGUGCCCAGUGGAAUCUCACAGCCCAUAUGGACAAAGAACGGCCAUUGUAUGCCUGAAAACCACCCCCACCCCAAAGAAGUAUCCUCGUGAUCCAGGUACCCCGGUGAAAGUACCACUAUGAAUAGUUCAUGUGCCCAAUUCGAAUGUAAUAUUUUGUUGACCUGCCAUUUCCCCUCAGCCCUCUUAAUUUUUCUAUGUAACUUCACUUUGGAAACAAAAACGCUGCAUCUGAAUAAAAUUGCUUUUGGUCCA
Molecule: messenger RNA, 1008 nt
Organism: Rosa rugosa (rugosa rose)
Lineage: Eukaryota; Viridiplantae; Streptophyta; Magnoliopsida; Rosales; Rosaceae
Exons: 7
Coding region: 38-877 (279 amino acids)
Biological process (GO): rRNA processing
Cellular component (GO): cytosol; cytoplasm
Molecular function (GO): rRNA (guanine-N7-)-methyltransferase activity
Source: RefSeq, a predicted model, not a curated record